CGAAAAUUGAAAUUACUUAAGGAAAAAUGAAUUUUUCACCAUUUGGUAAUCCAUUUCCCGGUACCAUACCGGGUAUAGCACAAUUUACCACCACAACAACACCAUUGGUAUCCACGGCAACGUCCGAUGCGGCGGCGGCCGUGGCCACGGUUACCUCAACGGCAACAUUGCAACAGCAGCAACAGGACAAUGCCGCAGCUGCUGCUGUGGUGGCGGCCAGCAAUCGUUAUCAGCAGCAACAACAGCAGCAGCAACAACAACAGCAGCAGCAACAACAACAGCAACAAAGUACCUCUACAAUUAGUAUGACCCAUUUCAAUCAGCCUGCCAUACAAGUUGCUACCGCCACUGCAUUGCCAGCGAAGUUCCGCACCAGCAACGAUGGUGUGGAUGGUGACAAAUAUAAUGGGCACAUGGUUACCCUGACAACGACGGGUACGCCGGGCUCGGCCAGUGGUAAUCAACAACAGCAGCAACAGGCCCAACAACAGCAACAACAACAAACCACACAAUAUACCGCCACCAUACCCGCCUACAAUCAACAAACCGAAGACAAACGUUUGGUCCAAGCAGCCAUUGCCUAUCCCCAGAGUACAAUAACAGCUUCCACAUCGGCGGCGGCCGCUGCCACAGCCUUAGGUUUACAACAGGCCCAAUUGCAGCCGGGCACAUCGUCGCAAACGACACAGUUGCAGGCACAGCUGACGGCGCCGCAGGAGUUAACUCAGGAUCUCUGCAAUGCGAUAUUGCAACAACAAGGUGUGGAUUCAAAACGUGUGUUACAAAAUACCUCAUGGCAAUCGCUGACGCCCGGCACCACAGUUGCCGAUUAUCUGUCACAUCUUCCGGCCAAUACGUUGCCACUGUCGUUGCAUCAUUUUCUAAAAUAUUCCGCUGAAAAUAUUAAAAAAGAAAAUCAAAAUGUAGUACAAACGGGACCACCGCUCGGUUUGAAUACCAUAACGGGGGCGACGACCAUAACGAUACCUCAGCAACAGCUGCAACAAGUUACCGCAACGUUGCAAGACCAACAACAACAGCAGCAACAACAACAACAAACACAACAACAACAGCAACAGGCUACCACAAGUGGCACAGCUACUGCAACAGGGCAACCCCAAGCCACCACUUCCACCAGCACUGGCACGACCAGCAAACGCAAGAAGCGAAAAAAGCGCGUCAAGGAACGCAAACCCAAACCACGGCCCGGCGAAGUUCGUCUAAUCACCGCCCUAGACGGCAGCCCCCUCUACAUGUGUCCCGAAUGUCAAGUCUGCUAUCCGGAACCUGAACUGCUGGAAAUCCAUCUGGUGGGCCACAAUGCCGAACGCCGUUAUAUCUGUGAUAUUUGUCAAGCCACCCUCAAGCGUAAAGACCACUUGACCCGACACAAGCAGUCACAUAAUCCCGAACGGCCCUUCAUCUGUACCGUUUGCCUGAAGGCAUUCAAGCGAAAAGAACAGCUGAGCCUGCAUUUUGUCAUUCAUUCGGGUGAGAAGCGCCAUUUGUGUCAGGAAUGUGGCAAAGGUUUCUAUCGCAAGGACCAUUUGAGGAAACACACCCGAUCGCAUAUAGCAAGGCGGGUCAAAGCGGAGCUCACGUUGCAAAAUGAAAGUGAAAAUGGUACAAGUAUGUUGCAACCGGUUGCGGGGGCAUUGGCGGCGGUACAGGCAACGUUGCAACAAGUUCAGCAACAACAGCAGCAACAACAACAACAGUCACAAACUCAACAACAACAACAGCAGCAGCAACAACAGACCUCACAAACUCAGCAGGUGCAACAGAUACAAACCCAACAACUACAACAACAUCAUGUGGUAGUCACUCAGCAGCAGCAACAACAACAGCAGCAGCAGCAGAAUCCUCAGCAACAAAUGCAAAUGCCUAAUUAGCCCCCACCUGGUGGUGGGGGAGGCAGUGUCACACAACAGGAAUUUUGUAAAGUUAGUUAGUGUUGUUU
Messenger RNA from Musca vetustissima, 1960 nucleotides. RefSeq names its product alpha-protein kinase 1. The transcript is spliced from 4 exons. Gene Ontology annotation, molecular function: DNA-binding transcription factor activity, RNA polymerase II-specific; RNA polymerase II cis-regulatory region sequence-specific DNA binding. The record is from RefSeq and is a predicted model, not a curated record. NCBI's taxonomy places the organism in Eukaryota, Metazoa, Arthropoda, Insecta, Diptera, Muscidae. Gene Ontology annotation, biological process: regulation of transcription by RNA polymerase II. Bases 27 to 1892 code for a protein of 621 amino acids.